Molecule: messenger RNA, 375 nt
Organism: Peronospora farinosa
Lineage: Eukaryota; Oomycota; Peronosporomycetes; Peronosporales; Peronosporaceae
Source: the annotation of a GenBank genome assembly
AUGCCUUCGAUCCUGCUCUGCUCGUCUGCCAUCGCUCGGGGAUUCGCUUCUUCCCGCGUGAAACGCGCUAAACCUAUUCGUGUAAAGAAGAGUGAGGCACGUCGCAUCAUUCCUGAAGCACCUAAGCCAUCUAAUGCGCUCAUGGAGACACCUCGUCCUCCGCCACCAGCAACUUUAUUUGUGCAGUCUAAACAACAGGCUCCGGAAACAUUUGGCGGUGUUAUGAAGGAGAGUUUCUUGUGGGGAAUGGGCAUGGCCGUCGCAUUCUCGGUUGUUGGCAUCAUUUUCAGUAGGAUGGAAGAGUCAACAGACCUAAGAGAAUUUGAAGAAAGUUUUGUGGUGCCGGCAAACGGUCAACAUAACGAAGACCAAUAA